CGACUAUUCGGAAAUAGGUCUUGUUUUUUGUUGUAGAGAAGACAAAAAGUAACCGUGUGGUCGCCAGAAAGAUCUUCGAAACGUAAGCGCCGGCGUCGAACACGGGGCAUCAUGUCAGGCGAAUUGCUUAACUUCAUUCGUGAGGCACGGCACCGCCAGGCCCUGGACAACCCGGAAGUGAUGAUCCUGCGACCUCGCCGAAAGUACACAGCUGCGGAACAAGUCUCUGGACCGGGCAAUCAGUUUGUAGGCUCUUCGCCUGUUGUAUCUGAUAUCGAGGCUCCCUGGUCGCCGACAAGUCAAGUUAUCAAGCGAGAGCGCCGUGUGGUGUCUUGCCGUGUCUACAAGAAAGGACCGGAGUCAAUUUAGUUUCCGUCUGAUCAACACAGCUUCGAUUCACUAUUGCUAUUGAAGAAAGAACGACAACGAAUGUUGAUGUUGAAUAAAGUAGUGCCCUCACGGUCACGUUACAACCUUUACAUACCGUGUGCAGCUUUUGACUUGUUAUGCACUGACACGUGAUCAUGCAUGUUUUACUCGCAGUCGCACUGCAACCGCAGCUGCAUCAUACAAAUGAAUCAAUUGAAAGCGCCGCCAGACUUAUGAUUGGUGCUUUCAAUAUAUAAGUCGCGAUGAAAGGCUCACGAAGAGCAAAUAACGUGCGUGAGCAUCAUGGCACUGAAGCGAGGGAGAUGAGAACUCACUGAAAACUGAAAGGCAAAAUAAUAAACCGGGCCGGUUUGGCAACCUCUAGGAAACUAAAUUCAGCCGAAGUAGAUGCGGAAGCACCCGGAAUCAGGAACUCCCCGGAUCGCACCUUCACCGGCGAACGGUGUCCAUCGACAGCCUCGGGUCGGUCUUGGUGGAGCUCCAGAGCAAUACACCGCUCUCGGCGCCGGCGGGAAAGGCGAAACUAA
Molecule: messenger RNA, 917 nt
Organism: Amoebophrya sp. A120
Lineage: Eukaryota; Dinophyceae; Syndiniales; Amoebophryaceae
Source: the annotation of a GenBank genome assembly